This is a messenger RNA of Marchantia polymorpha subsp. ruderalis, 570 nucleotides long. The record is from the annotation of a GenBank genome assembly. NCBI's taxonomy places the organism in Eukaryota, Viridiplantae, Streptophyta, Marchantiopsida, Marchantiales, Marchantiaceae.
AAAAUCUUUACAAGUCUCCAAAGGCUCAGCUGGGAAUGGAUCCCGUCAUUUUCCAUGAUGAACCAGCCGAAUCCUUCUGGCGAUCCAGCUAUUGGCAAGCAAAAUGCGAACGAUGCGACCACGAAAUGAGCACCUUGUUCAGGAACUGACGAGCCCUGGUUCAUUCACAAAUCCGGGACGCCGCCGAUGCCUGUCUUCGUGCCCAGCGGUUUUGAAAGCCGCAGCCAGAGAACUUGCGUUAAUAAAUGAGAUGGAUCUCUCCACCCAGUUCCUGGCAACGAAAGCGGUCUCCAGCGACCGAUCCUAUACUCAGGGUCUCGUCGAGAAAUAUGUCAUGUACCUGCUACAGUACCCGUUCAUCCUACCGGUAAAAGGAUCAUGAUUUUCGUCCUCUAGAAAAAAGGUUCUUUCCCGAUUUAUUUCAGACGUAAUCUCGAAGAUCGGCCAACGUUGCAGAUAGCAAUUCUGCAAGAAUGGUUUUUUGAGGACAGCAUAGAACGUGCAAAGUCCACUCUGCAUUGCAUGACGGAACAUGAGGGCAUGAAGUUCAGAGAAUCUGGGCCUUUGAUC